Molecule: messenger RNA, 1880 nt
Organism: Neurospora tetraspora
Lineage: Eukaryota; Fungi; Ascomycota; Sordariomycetes; Sordariales; Sordariaceae
Exons: 2
Coding region: 360-1574 (404 amino acids)
Molecular function (GO): nucleotide binding
Source: RefSeq, a predicted model, not a curated record
CAUCGUGUGUUGGAGUGUAGAAAGUGUAACGGAAAUCGCAACACCACGCGGUAGUGCUUACCAAUUCGGCGUUAACAACAUAUCACGACAUUACGGAUUACCUUAGCAAUUCAGCCACUCGUCCUACUCGAACCCCGCGAAGUAUGGAAUACCAAGCAUGACAAUCAUAGCGUCUUCGUCAAAGCAUACAUAACCCCAUCUUGAUCCCCUCAAACGUGGAGUCUUGACACAAAAUCCUCGCAUCAACCUUCUCUCCCGUCCUUCCCUUACCCACUACAUCAAUCAAUCUACCAUAUCAAACCCAUACCAACCAUCUCUAGUACCUACCAUUAAAAACAACCCCAACACAACAGUUUAUCAUGGCACCAAUCCGCCUCGCCCUAGUCGGUCUCUCCUCCUCCUCCUCCUCCUGGCUCUCCCUCGCCCACCUUCCAUACCUCUUAUCCUCUCGUGGCCAACAGAAAUUCCAAAUCGUCGCGCUCGUCAACUCCUCCCUCUCCUCCGCCGAAGCCGCCAUCAAGAACUACAACUUCGACCCCACCAUCGUCAAAGCUUAUGGUAGUCCCGAGGAGCUAGCCAAAGCUGAGGACGUCGAUCUGGUAGUCGUGGGAACGAGGGUUGAUGUUCACUACAGUAACAUCAAGCCGUUGCUGGAGGGGUGGAAGGCUACUUCUAAUGGAAAGGCUGCCGGAAAAGAGAGGGAGAGGGGGGUAUACUCCGAGUGGCCACUUGCUAGUAACUUGGCCCAAGUAGAGGAGUUGAUUGCCCUGGCAAAGGAGACGGGGGUGAAGAAGACGGUGGUGGGCACGCAGGGGUGGGCUAGUCCGGUUGUGCAAAAAGUAGUAGGGGAGUUGUUGAGGGGGGGAAGGAUUGGGAAGGUGUUGAGUUCGGAGUUGAGGCUGAGUGGGUUGACGGCGGAGAGGGAGGCGGUACAGGAGAAGACGGAGUAUUUCACUAAGAGGGAGGUGGGUGGGGGUUUUUGGAGUAUUGGGGGUGGGCAUUUGAUUGAUUUGUUGCAAAGUGCUCUCGGAGAGCUCUCCCCAACCAGCAUAAAAUCCCACUUCCACAUCCAACGCCCCCUCGUUCCCCUGAAGGACUCUACCGGUGCCAUCAUCCGCACCGUCACAUCCAACGUUCCCGACCUCGUCUACGUCACCAGCUCGCUUCCCUCUUCCGACACCGUCCAGCAGAACGCAGCCUUGCAUCUUCGCAUGCGCCGCGGCCCGCCCUUCCCCGGCGAACCAGCCUUCGUGUGGUCGAUUACAGGCGAAAAGGGAGAGAUAAGGGUGACCAGCCCGGAAUCGGUAGCGAUCAUUUUGGGUGCGGGGGAGGUGAAGGUGGAGGUGCAUUAUUACCAGACUGACGAGGUGGAGGAGGUGGAGUGGAAGUGGGAGGGGUGGCAGGAGGAACUGCCGGCGCCGGCGAGGAAUGUGGGGAGUGUUUAUGAGGGGGUUUGGGAGGCUUGGACACAUGGAGAGGGUAAGGAGGGAGGGGAGAAGAGGUAUAAUGAUUGGGAGGUGGCGGGACGGAGGCAUGAGCAGGUUGAGAGGCUGUUGGGUGAUAAUGGGUUUUGAGGUGUUAUGAGGGAUGAAGAUUUGGGAUUGACAAGGCUGGAUUAGAGUUCCAAGGGAAGUUUGAACAAUCUGAUGGCGUUUUCUCUGGCGACCAUCUCCUUCUCUUUGUCGGGGAGAUCGACUCCUUUCCACCAGGUUUGCGCUUCCUCGAUGGUAUCGUAGGGGUAGUCUUUUCACAGUCAAAGUCAGUUCCCUAUCUAACGAGGAUUGGCAGAUAGCUCGCCUAUAGAGAACAAGCACCUCUUCACCCCAAUCUGAUCGAUGCAGAACUUGAGUCCAGGAGUCGAAAAGAACCCUGACGUCGUA